Molecule: messenger RNA, 474 nt
Organism: Dermacentor silvarum
Lineage: Eukaryota; Metazoa; Arthropoda; Arachnida; Ixodida; Ixodidae
Exons: 2
Coding region: 1-474 (157 amino acids)
Source: RefSeq, a predicted model, not a curated record
AUGCUUAUUCGCACGCUCGGGAAGUUCGAGGCCGUCACCCUGCUCGAGGAGGUCAACGCUCUCCGCCUGUAUAUGCCCCUGGCCCUGUCGUUGAGCCUCGCCGGACGAUACUACGAGCCCAACUUUACAGACCCGGUCUCGCCCGUGGAUGAGGAGUUUGCGCUAUUUAAACCCUGCCAAGACUUCAACACGUCCAGAUACGGCGAUCCCGUCUCGGUGGUGUGCGAGUCAGCUGACACGGACUGGAAAUUUGAGAAUAUCACAAAGCACAACUACGCAUACGCAUUUAGCAAGUCAGAGAGGCGGACGCUCACAUACGACACCAAGGAUACCCUAACUAAAAAGGCAAGCAAAAAUGAACGCAUUCAGAAGACUGAAUAUGUCCAAAUAGUUGUGUGGAAUAUCGAAGAUUCAGAACAGAUCAGGAAAGGAAAGCCACCCAUACAGUUUUCAUCUGCGAAGCUUACUUUGUGA